UAUUAGAUGCAUACACGUCAAAAUGGCAGAUGUCUCGUUCUCUAGCCGUGCUUACUGUAAGAUUAUAUUACACGCAGCUAAGUAUCCCCACUGUGCGAUAAAUGGAUUGUUGUUAGCCAAACAGAAGAAUAAAAGCGACAGCAAAUCCACGGAAUUACGUAUAGAGGAUGCGAUUCCGCUAUUUCAUAUCUGCCUUCAUGUAUCGCCUAUGGCAGAAAUCGCAUUGACUAUGGUUGAUCAGUAUGCUACAAGCAAAGGUUUAAUAAUUGUAGGUUAUUAUCUUGCAAAUGAAAACAUAAAUGAUCUAAGUACAGAUAAACCGGCUCACAGAAUUGCAGACAAAAUAGCAGAAAACUAUGGCAAUGCUCUGCUUGUUGUGAUCGAUAAUAAGGAAAUAUCAUUUGGCGUAAACUCGAAUCGUUUGAGGGUAUCUCAAUAUAUCGAUGGCAAAUGGAAGCUCAAGGACAUAACAGACGUAAUCUGUGAUAAAGGAGUAACGCAUACAGACGCAGUGUAUUCUUUACUAAAAACAGAGCAAUAUAGAAAUCUUGUUGAUUUUGACAAUCAUCUCGACGACAUUUCUCUUGAUUGGCAGAAUCGUAAAUUGAACAAGAUUGUAGACGAAGCUGUAGAAAAACACAAAUAAAAGCGUUUAAUUAGAAUUUCUAUUUAAUAUAUAAUUAAGCGUGUAAAGACUA
Messenger RNA from Colletes gigas, 698 nucleotides. RefSeq names its product ER membrane protein complex subunit 8 (gene EMC8-9). The record is from RefSeq and is a predicted model, not a curated record. The transcript is spliced from 5 exons. Gene Ontology annotation, cellular component: EMC complex. NCBI's taxonomy places the organism in Eukaryota, Metazoa, Arthropoda, Insecta, Hymenoptera, Colletidae. The coding region runs from base 23 to 646 and encodes 207 amino acids.